CUCUGGCGUCGCGGUGCGCGAGAGCUUGCGGAGCUUUUCAUUCCGGUGCCGUAGUUCGUCUCGCAAGCUUCGAGGCGCCGUUCGGGCUCGCUUGUGCCGCUCCUUUUCUUGGUCCUCCCUCCUCUCUCUCUCUCUAUCUCUCUCUCACAUACUCAUUCACUCACUCACUCACUCAUUCGCUCACUCGCUCACUCACUCGCUCACUCACUCACUCACUUAUUCACUUACUCACUCAUUCACUCGCUCACUCACUCGCUCACUCACUCACUCACUCACUCACUGACUAACUCUCUCGUUCUCACUCUCGUUGUCUUCGUCUGUCUAUUCACUCGCUGCUCGUUCAUUCAUUCCAUAUACGCUGUUGUAUAUCUCACACGUAUACGCGGAUACUCCAUUUGAUCUAUGCCUAUCUCAUAGGUAUCUUCUUUUUCCCUCUGACGUUCAUCGCGUGUUUCCGUGCGUGAUAUUCGUGCGUGCAAAGAUAUUAGUGCUCUCCUGUGUGUUCUAGCUCGUGUCGUCACGUCUCCGUCACUUUUCUAGAUCGACGAACUCUGUACCGAACUUGUCGAUUUAUGAACGAGGAUUUCUUUCGGAACAUUACGAGAAGACUUGAGAGAUGCCUGUUUUAUGGAUUUUGCAUACAAACGAGAACGGUGAACGUGUAUCAUGAUGAUUAUUAUCUCAUCGUUGGAUGUGUAAAGAUCGAUCUGUGAAUGUUCGCGAGUGUUGUUCCAAUCUCGUUCAGUGCCAUCGUCGUCUUUGUCGUUGUUGGUGGUUGUGGUAGUAGUGAUACUGGUGCUUGUGAUACCGGUCAUAGUGAUGAUGCGAGUUACAGGACGAGACGCGUGAUUUUCAAAUCUCAUGAGUUUAAAAUUAAGAGGACAUCGUUAGCGGAUCUUCGUGAUUAACUGUCAGGUUUUACGGAAUACCUGCUAGAAUCUUGGCAAUAUGACCUUGGGGUAUACCGUAAGCAGUAGUCUGACCUAUGUGGGAAGAUAUGCACAUCCGUAGGCAGAUAUCAGUAGACGUUGAAGGAGUUACUCUCACAGAUACAAUAUCACACACAUUCAAACACAUUUACGUAUAUCCUAGGCGGAUACGUUCGUUGUUAUCAUCGUAGGAGAUGUACGCUUAAGAAGAAUUUCGUGAGUGAGAUUUAUUCAAGAUCGAUCGAUCGGCCAAACGAUGAGACAAGAAAGACGAGUAAGUUAACAAAGAACAUUAUGAAAAACGUUGACAAAUGUGAAAAAUUUUAAUUCGUAAAUAGACUCAUCUAGUGAUUCGUGCUAUGAAUCAAAGGGAAACUCGUGUAGGCGUGAGACUGAAAAAAUCAUUAACAAAGUCCUAUCGAUCAGCAAUUAACGGUGGAAGUCGUUCGGUUCGAAAGAAAAGUGCGAGAACGAAGAUGCUAUCGGUGAAAAUCUCACCAUUACGAGAGUCCAACGGCUGGUAAAUCUUCGAUAGAAGUAGCUGAAGCAGUUAAUUGAACUCGAUGAUCGGCUCGAAUGAGGUGGCAAGGGCAAUGGGUCCUUGUAUCGCUUUUGGCAGGUAAUCGUCGUUGUGCCACGGUGGCUAAAUGAAGAGGGAUCGUUCGGUGGGCCGGUGAUCGAUAGCGGAUACCGCUUGUCGCCGUGCGAGAUUCGAUUCGCGAUGGAACUCCUUCCGCUGUUAUUACUUUGCCUCCUGAUCGCUCAGCCAACCGCCUAUUCCCUUUCGAUCAAGAGUAAGCUCAAUCCGCGGAUCGUGCAAACUCGCUACGGCGAGGUUCAGGGCUUGAUCAGAUCCUUCGAGAACGCAAAGUUCCUCAAACCGAUCGACGUCUACCUUGGAAUACCCUACGCUACACCACCCGUUGGGAGCAACAGAUUCUCUCCAACAAGGGCGCCCAGCCCUUGGGAAGGUGUCAGAUUAUCGGACUCGGUCGGUCCAGUUUGUCCUCAAAAACUUCCAAACAUCUCGAUCGAGCAAGAAGCUCUCGAGCGCAUGCCUAAAGGAAGACUGGAAUAUCUGAGAAGAUUGCUACCUCAUUUGCGAAACCAAAGUGAAGACUGUCUAUAUUUGAACAUCUACGCUCCUGCUAUGGGCAUGACGGAAAGUGGUAGGAGACAUCCGGUUGUCCUCUACAUUCACGGUGAAAGCUACGAGUGGGGAAGCGGAAAUCCUUACGACGGCAGCGUCCUAGCCAGCUAUACCGAGCAAGUGAUCGUGACGAUCAACUACAGACUGGGCGUGCUAGGCUUCCUGAACGCCAACGUGGCGCCUGAAACGAAGGCGAGGGUGGCGAAUUACGGUUUGAUGGAUCAAAUCGCGGCUUUACACUGGGUCCAGCAGCACAUUGCACUUUUUGGCGGUGAUCCCGAAAACGUUAGCCUCAUGGGACAGGGUACAGGAGCUGCCUGCGUUCAUUUUCUUGCUAUCAGUCCGACCGUCAUAAGAGGGCUCUUCAAAAGAGCGAUACUUCUCUCGGGCAGUGCAUUGUCUUCCUGGGCUGUAGUCGAGGAUCCUGUCUUCUAUGCGCUAAAGCUCGCUAGAGCGAUAAAUUGUACGAUUCCCGAGGACCUACUCAAGGACAACGAGUUGAUAGUCGAUUGCCUCAGGGAAAGCAGCCUUGAGGAAUUGAUGCAGAUCGACAUACAACCGCCAACUUUUCUCAGCGCCUUUGGACCGAGCGUAGACGGUGUCGUUAUCAAACCUGAUUUCCAGAAGGACCUUUUGUCCUACCUUGGCCCAGAAUUUCAAGGAUUCGGGCCACUCCCGAAAAAAGCUGAACAUGGAGCACCCAUAACGAGCAACAAUAAAUACGACCUAUUGUUUGGCGUCACGACCAGCGAGGCUCUUUGGAAAUUCGCUGAGAAGGAUGUGCAUCAAGGAUUCGAGGGUGAAAGGAGAGACAGGAUCAUCAGGACUUAUGUCAGAAAUGCUUACAUCUAUCAUCUAACGGAGAUAUUUUAUACGGUCGUCAACGAAUAUUCCGAUUGGGAACGGACGGUACAGCAUCCGGUGAAUACAAAGGACGCCUGUGUCCAGGCACUGAGCGACGCGCAAUUCGUAGCACCGCUCGUUCAAACUGGUGAUCUUUUUACUCUGAGGCACACGAAAAAACCAAAUAAUCCUCACAUCGCACCACCGCCCGAGAUCGAGAAGGAACCAAUGCCAAAAACGUUCUUUUACGUUUUCGAUUAUCAAAUGAAGGACGGCGACUAUCCACAGAAAAUGGGCUCCGUUCACGGUGAGGAGCUACCUUUCGUCUUUGGCGCUGCUUUGGUCGACGGAUUCGCACACUUCCCGAGGAAUUACACGCGAUCUGAGAUGGCACUAUCGGAGAGCAUCAUUCAAUAUUUCGCCAACUUCGCUAGGACCGGAAAUCCAAAUAGCGUUGAUCAUCAUACAAGAAACGACACGCUUUUACCCGCUAGUAGAGAAAAAAGUCGUUUUCGUAGUCUCACGUGGGAUCAAUACGAUCCGGUACAUCAAAAAUAUCUCGAAAUUGGAAUGAGGCCAAAAGUAAAAAAUCAUUAUCGAGCUCAUCAGCUUUCUGUUUGGCUACGACUCGUACCGGAACUUCAUCGUGCUGGAAUGGAAGACGUUGAUUCGAGACACAAUCUUUUCCGAGGACACGCCGAUCCAAGUCUUUAUGAUGGUUUGGUCAGGCCAGAUCCUUUGAGUAGAAUCACCGAAGAAUUUAAAAGAAAGAAUAUAAGCACUGAACCACCUACCACAACCGACUACAGCAUAACCACGUGUGUCAGUCUUAUUCAAAGCACAAAUCUUCAAAAUGUGCACAACGCCAGCACCGAUACUUUGGCGAGUCUCGAUGCAACUGGAUACGCUGCAUAUUCUACGGCAUUAAGCGUAACGAUAGCGAUCGGCUGUAGUCUGCUUAUACUGAACGUCCUCAUAUUUGCUGGUGUCUAUUAUCAGCGAGACAAGACGAGACUCGAGGUCAAGAGCCUCCAGCAGCAACAGAUGUUGAAUCAACAGUGUGGACCGCGCGGUUUCACGGAGUUGAAACAACCACCCUCGUCACAUUCACAUUUUCCUGGUAGUGGUCAAGUUAUCGUUGACGUUGAAAAUGAAAUGCUCAGAAGAAACGUGAUGAAAGGGCCUCCGAACGAGCCUAACACUUUACAAGGCACACACACCCUGCCGCAUCAACAUCAUUAUCAAAAGCAACAUCAGCAACAACACGCUACGCUUCCUCGUGCUUCGGUCAUGCAGGACAUGAACGCGCAAACUCAAGGACCACCGAAUGGAUCCAUACAUCUUACAGUACCACGUGCUCCACCACCACCCCGUGCGAAGAGUCCUCCAGAAAAUCAACCCCUUCUGCAGAGUACAACCGUCUCGAGUCGUGUCUCGCAAGCAACGAUGAGCGAAAUGCGAGUCUGAUGCUUAGACCCCCCUCCAAAGCCGGUCGUCCCGGACGUUCUAACGGCGUCGACCUUGCUCUAAAUCUCCUUGUCUAAUAAAAUUACUAACAAUAUACAACAGUAUAUAAAGACGAGAGGAGAUGGGAGGGGGGAAGAGAGAAACGUCCGAAACUAUUCUAUGUACUUUCAUGCCCUAAACGCUUCGCGUCUUCCUUUUUAAUAUAAAUGGAAGGGGGAAGAAAAAAAAGAAAGAAAGAAGAAAAAGAAAAAAGAAAUAUAACUCGAGUCGCGUUUUCAACGAUCAUAUUUUUGAUCGAUUAAAGAACUAACGAUCCGCGAUAAAUUAUAUAAGCAUCGAUCGAAUUCUCAUCGAUCAUUUACUUAGAUGAUUCGAAGUCCGAAUUUGGCCGAAAUGGAAGAACAAUCAAACUAACAAUUAGCCAAGAUCUUUUCUCUCUGUAAUUAUUAGAUAAAUUAUAUCGGGUGAAUCAAUAAUAUUUCUAAUUUUCUUAUACCUUUCAAUGAUAUCAUUCGGAAGCGACGAUUGAAAUCGAAGUACGGUGUAAUACGUUGUGUAAUAAAUGAAACGUCUUUGAUUAUUUUGUAUUUUAAAGUCGGUAAUGAAAUUAUUGAAUCACCAUGUAUAAUUUAACGUUUACCUAUAUUGAAUAAAGUCUGUUCAAAUGUGUAUACGUGUAUACGCGAAGAUUAUCAAGAUUUAUUCAUGAAACGAGAGAAUUUUUUUAGACGAAAAUUACUUUGUUUAAAAGAAUAUAUAUAUAUAUACACACGUACACACAAAAUAUAUAAAUAAAAUACAUAGAGUUCUGUUAAAACAAAAAAGAAAAAGAAAAAAGAAAGAGAGAAAAUAAUAAUAAUAAUAAUAAUAAUACAAGAAUAAAAAUAAAUAAAAUUUAAAUCCGUCACAUCGCAUAUUUCCCUCGAGAAAUCGAGAACACUGUUUUCUUUUCAAACAAUUCUUUCGUAUUUUGAAUAACUUAAGAAAUAAAAUAUGUAUAAAAUACGUGUAUACUCUUUGAAACAGGAUAUAUACCGUGUAGGUAUUAACGAUAAGAAGGAGAGAUGGAUCUUCAAAGAGGCGAACGAACGAUCAAAAGAAUAAGAAUAAGGAUAUGGAAAAGAGAAAGAGAAAGAGAAAGAUAUAAAAAAAAAGACAUAAAUAAAAAAGAAAUAAGUAAAUGAAUAAAAAAUAAAUAAAGAAAUAAAUAAAGAAAUAAAUAAAAAAAGAUUAAGAAAGAGAAAAAAAAAGGUAAACAUGAAGAAGAAGCUCGUGUAUAAAUUACUAAUCCACCACGAUGUUAGAUGUUCCUUGUACAUACAUAACGUAACACUUUAUACCGUAAACCCGCCAAAGUUUGCUACUUUCUAAGAAGAAAAACGUGGAAGAAUAAAAGAGGAAUAAGCGAAGAAGAAAAACUUCGCUAACGCGUAUCGUUUCUUCAUCCGUAUUUUGUUUCUACAUUUAAGAAUGCUCGAACGAGUGCGUAUGCUCGUGUACGCGUGUGGGUGUGCGAGUAACGCUCAAGAUGGACAGAAUAGAAAGAGAGAAAAAGAGAAAGAGAGAAUGUGUGUGCGUGUAUGUGUGUGUGUGUGAGAGAGAGAGAGAGAGAGAGAGAGCGAGAGAGAGAAAGAUGAAGAGAGAGAGCAAAGAGCUUUGUACAUCUACAAUGAUUCUCCUCUUCGUGGCUAUUAGACGAUCCUUCAAAGUCACAAGCGAAAGCUUGUCUACUCGAUUAUUUAUCUCCUAUCGCAAGCACAUCAAUGAUUUAUACUGAAAGUGACACUUUGAAGCGAUGCCUAUGAUUUAUUACAGCGUCCGCACGUUCUACGAGGUACCGCUGUAUUAAGAUUUUAUCUAUUUUAUGCGUACACACCAAUGCCGCAUCCGACUUGACCAUCGAACAAUAUCUUUCUUGUUUUUGAUAACAUGAAAAAAAAAAAAUAUCAAAUUCGAGAUCGAAGUUCUCCCGUUUUCUCUUUUCUUCUCUCUCCCUUUCUUUUUUCUUUUUUUUUUUUUCUUUUUCUUAUCAAUGGGGAAAGUCGGACAAAAAAAAUCGGUGAUUUACAGACGUCACACUGAAAAUAUGAAUUUUAGUAAACAAAGCGUUGGGCCAGUCGAAAAGAAAAAAAAAAGAGAGAGAGAGAAGAGAAAAAGUUACAUCUACUUUUAGAAUACUUUACGUCGUUAACAACAAGAGAGAUUAUUUAUAUUAUACAUUUUUGAAUGGUAAUGGUAACAGUGAGUGAAAGAAACAAUCAAAGAAAUUCAAUCAAAUCUUUUUACUCGUCUCUAAAUAUUUUUUAUGGGAAUUAUUAAUUUCAGAAUUAAUAAUUAUUAUUCGUUAAAUAUUACUUGAGUUGAAAGAAAUAAAAAAUAUGUCGAUGCUCAGUCAUUGAAAAAUGAUCUUAUCUAUCUGUUAUCACGAUGUACAAAGCUGUCUUAAAAAAAUUCGCAUAUUGCAUCGUUGCUAUUGCCGUUGUGAACAUUAUGCAUCGACGUAAGAACGAUUGCUAUAUACACGCAUAUUUAUAUCAUUACGAGGAUUUCAAAGUUUCGAUGUUACUAUAUUUCAUUUUAUAUCGUAACUCUUCAUUCGAUGUAAAUAUGUUUCCUCGUACUUUAAAUACUGCCAUAUUAACCGCUGCCAUAUUUUUAUUCUUUACAAUGUAUUUUAAAAGUAUCGUGAAAAAUUAAUGAGUGUAUAAAGGCGUGGACAUCGAUACCGUCUAUACUAUACAUAGAUAUCACUAAAAUAUUGAUACAUAUCGAUAAGAAUCAAUAUUAUAUUAUAAAGAAAUAAGUUAAUCAAUUGACAAUGUAAUAUUGAAAAGUUAUUUAAUUAUGUAUGAAGUAUAUUUAACGAAAAACAUGAAAUAUGUGUAACAAAGUAUUACUCAUUGAAGAGAUAGUUGUUUUAAUUAUUAUUAUUAUUUAUUAUUAUUAUUUAUUAUUAUUAUUAUUAUUAUUGUUAUUAUUAUUACUAUUAUUACUUAUUAUUACUUCUUAGUUAUUAGUUAUUAAUACUGUAACUUUUCUUAAUGGAUUUUUAUAUAAUUCAUAUUAAAAAAAUUAAUAACCAUCUGAAAAAAGUCGAGCAUAUUCUCUGCACAGUUUUUUCUUUCCUUUUGCCUAUAACAAAAACCGUAAUUAAAAGUAAAUACGAAAAGUAAAAAAGUCAAAAAUAUUGAAACUCAGCAUUGUCGGUAUCGAUAUCGACGCUAAUACAAAUACGUCGUUUUUCGUUGCACUUAUCAUCGAGUACCUAAUAACGAUCGAUGCAAAAUGAGAAUGAAUGAAAGCCGAGCUCGGUCAGUUGUUUCUCUCGCACCGUAUAUGUAUGUACAUGCUAUUCGUGAAUUUUUUGUAAAAAUAUGAUUAUACAUAUAGAAGUAAGAUUAAGGGAUAAUGAUAAAAAUCCGUUACGCGUACUACACUGCCACGACACUGAAAGGGUGAUUUGAGAAAAACGAAAAAUCAAAAGAGAAAAAAAACCAAAAAGAAAAAAGAAAAAAAAAGGAGAAGAGAUUUAAGAAAAGAAGGAAAAGCAAAGGGUUACGAAAACGAGGAUUGCGACUGAUCGAAUGUGUAUGUGAAAAAGGCCGAUAAAAAGCUAUCGAACGUAGACUUACGUAAUAAAAACCGAAUCAAAACUUUUGUACAUAAACUUAUCGACAAAAACCAAAUAGAAGGAAUAAAAGGGGAAUAAAAAAAAAAGAGGAAAAAAAUAAUAAAAAAAAAAAUCAAGACAAAAUCAAAGAAUGUGUUUUGCGUGUUUUUCGAUAAGAUAUAAGAGGGGGGGAAAAAAAAAGAAAUAAACGAGACUUAGCAAUUAAUCAUGCGACUACUUAAGCGAAAUAAUUUGGUCGAUCGAUCGAUCGAUCGAUCGAUCGAUACGUUCGCAAUUCAUUUUCGAGAAUGGAAAAUGGGUAGGAGAAAAGAAAGGCAAAAAGAAUGGAGAGAUAAACAAGAACGAUAUUAUCUCGCUGGACUAACAUUUUGAGGUGUGCGAGCAUGAGUGCGAAUUGCGCGAUAUCAUCAAGUAUGGACAAUCCAACUAUAUUCAAAAAUACAAGUAAAAGAAAGAAGAAAAAAAGAUUUAAAAACGCUGGAUAUAGUAUUCGUUAUAAAAAGAUGCGGAAAGGCAUUACUCGGGAGAGUUUACGAUGUUAAGAAAUUUAAAUAACAUAUAUUAUAUAUAUACAUAUAUAUAUAUAUAUAUAUACAUAUACAUAUGAAUAUAUACAGAAAUGCACACGUGUGCAACUACACAAAUAUUUGCCACAAACGUACACACGAAUACACGCGCGCGCGCGUGUGUACACACACCACACACGCACGCAUACAUACACGUGCACAUAUUACACAUUAUACAAAUUGUAAUGAAUUUAUUAUGACGGAUACAAUUAUAUUUAUGUGACCUUUAGCUGGCCUCGCGCUCUAUUAGAAAGAUACUUCAAAUAAACCUUCCGGUCGAGAGCGAGGCUGCCUGUUACGUUUAAUGUUUUUGUUGUCAAAUUGUAAAUAUAUAAACGAAAUACAUGGAGACAUUAAUUGUACCUUUAA
Molecule: messenger RNA, 8955 nt
Organism: Vespula vulgaris
Lineage: Eukaryota; Metazoa; Arthropoda; Insecta; Hymenoptera; Vespidae
Gene: NLG-4
Product: neuroligin-4, X-linked-like
Exons: 16
Coding region: 1651-4389 (912 amino acids)
Biological process (GO): postsynaptic membrane assembly; presynaptic membrane assembly; modulation of chemical synaptic transmission
Cellular component (GO): cell surface; synapse; postsynaptic membrane
Molecular function (GO): neurexin family protein binding; signaling receptor activity
Source: RefSeq, a predicted model, not a curated record